AGCAGAGAUCUAUUGCGGGGGGACCGAUUCGCUCCAUGGGGCAUCAGCCUUAGUCAGGGCUGUAUUUAGGUCCUCAGCAGAGCUCACUUUACUUCGUCCCUACACUGCUUUACAGCUGUCUGUACCGUCCACCCAUAGUAAUUCACUGAAUGAAGCAACUCCAAAAGAGGAUAUGUAUAUAGUGUGAGGGUAUCAGUGUGUGUAGCCGAAGCAAUAAUCCUUAUCGUCUUUCCUCACACAGCUGGAAGGGAGGAUCUGGAAUGCCACGCCCACUAACAUCCCGUGUAAGGAGUGCGGGCAGGAGCCUGGUGGGGAGAGUGCCUCCAGGUCACUAGCAGUGGGGUUGAGUGACGUGCAAGAAAGAAAACACGCGUGGAACAAGGCGCUUAUACAUGGGGGAGGAAUCGGUGAGCGCCUGUGAGGGAGCGAUUAGCAGCUGGGAAAACGGCAGAGCAUCGCCACUUUCAUUUUUGAAAACCCAACGAGGAAUUCUUGUUGAUGAGCUUGAAGAAUAUAUUGACUUCAUUGUUCAACAAGCACUUCAGAAACAGCUGAUCUCAAAAGAUGACUACGAGGACGUUGUGUAUGAAGGUGGCCCCAGAAAGCAAGUAAGAAAAUUACUUGAUAUCAUUGACUGUCUUGGAAAAGAAAGUGCAGCCUGCUUCUGCUCUCUUUUCAUUGAAGUCAAGUGCUCAAAACUGAAAAAAGAAACACCCAAAAGGAAUGCAAAAGAGUAUUUGAAGGGUAUCCAGAAGCACAAAGAUGUUCUUCUGCGCCGGAAUGACUGUUUAAAGUAUUAUAACUGUAGACAUGGGGAGAAAUUCUACUUCUCCGAUCAUUUUGUGAACCUUCUUCUUGUCAAAGGACAUUACAGUCUUGAAAUCAAGCAAAACGAACUGCUAACAUUUGGUCAACAAAGGAUAUGUCUUCAAAGCCAAAAAGAAGAGAGGCUUGACAUUACACUGGAACAGCUCUUCCAAAAGCUAUGUGACAGAAGGAGUCCAAAGAAAAUACUAGUGAGCGGAGUUGCAGGGAUUGGAAAAACUGUCUUUGUACAGAAAAUCCUUUAUGAUUUUGCAAAUACAGCAGCUUAUGAAAACUUUGAUUUUGCCCUGAAUUUCACUUUCAGAGACCUUAAUUUUAUAAACAAACCGGUUACUUUGAGAGAACUCAUACUUAAAAAACAUGGGCAUUUGUCACAUAUUCUAGAUUAUAUUUUUAACAACAGUGAAAAACUUUUGGUGAUUUUGGAUGGUUUUGAUGAAUUUAAAUGUUAUAGCCAGCUAGAUUUAGAGCAAUACAUAUAUGAUCCAGAUGAAGAGGCUGGGCUACCUCACUUGGUUGGUAGUUUGAUAAAAGGAGAACUCCUACCAGAAGCAACCAUUGUGGUUACCAGCAGACCAACUGUUGUUAACCACAUCCCAGUUGAUAGCAUUGAACGGUUUGUUGUUAUCACUGGGUUCUCGGAGACAGAGAUAGAGGACUAUUUCCAAAGAUUUUAUGGGGAUAGUAUUUAUGGAAGCGAAAUUUUUGAUUUGGUUAGACAAAACUAUUUCCUGUUUACUUUGUGUUACAUCCCAGCCUUCUGUUGGAUUGUCUGUAGCGUAUUAAAAGGAAGCAGCACUCUUCAAAUUGACCAGCCAAAAACUAUGACUGAUAUAUAUUGUCAUUACCUUGUUGUUUUAUUGAAACACCACACACGUCAAGAGUCUUGUGUGGAUAAAACAUUAUUGGAUGCUGUUCUCAGCCUUGGCCGCCUUGCUUAUCAAUCACUUUUACAGCAUCAAACACUUUUUUAUGAACAUGACUUGGAAACAUUUCCUAAUCUACCCAAUGAUAUUAUUAACAGUUUCCUUGAUAAGACAUGUGUCCAGGAGUUAGUGUCUACAGAGAAUAUUCUUUCAUUUACACAUUUUACAAUUCAAGAAUUUUUUGCAGCAUUUUAUUAUGCUAAUGAAAUGCAACUUUCAGAGGAUAUUAUGGACAAUGGAGUACAGACAAGACUGGACAUAAGUACUGGGUACUUGGAUUUAUUUAACAGGUUUCUUUCAGGUUUGCUUUCAGUGAGAAAUCAAAAUGUUCUUUCAAGACAUUUAAAACUGGAUGCAAGUAGGAAAUCCGAAGCUUACAGGUCAUGGUUAGCUGAAUCAAUUAUAGAGCACUGUGAAAAUGGAUGUUACAUAUUUAAUCUAUUACAUUGUUUGUUUGAGCAGCAGAUGGAUUGUUUGGCUGCAAGAAUAACGCCAGCCAUGUUACGUCUGAAUUUGAGUGAUAAUAUAUUCUCACCUAUAGAUUUUGAUGUGCUGACAUAUUUUUUAAGUCUUGUUAAUAUGGAUAUUGAAGAACUGGACCUGACGGCGACGCAAGUGAAUGCGCAAUAUCUAAAGCAACUGCAGCCAUAUCUAAAUCGGUGCACCAGAUUAUGGAUGGGUGAAAAUAACUUGGAUACAGAAAUGAUAACAGUUAUUUGCAGCCUACUUGAGUCUCCAGACUGCCAGAUUAAACAACUGGGACUUGGCUGGGCGCAAUUAGAAGAUGAAGAAUUUUUGCAACUCUAUAAAGCUCUCAAAAACAACAAGACUUUGAUCCAAUUAUGGGUUGAAGGAAACAACAUCAGUUCCGAAGCCAUUGAGCAAUUCUCUGACAUACCUUUAUUCACUACAAGUUUGCAACAUGUUAUAUUACUUGGCAAUAGGAUACCAGCACAAAGACUCACAGAAUUUAAAGAAAAACCAUACAGGAAUGUCAUUGUAGCUCACAUUGAUGAAAGCUUUGGAAUAGAUUUUUGGCAAGGGUGGUGGGACUGGAUCUUUCAGAGAUGCAAAAUAUGCAGCGAUGAGAAAAUUGUCUCCUUUUUAACUAAAGUAUUUAGUGGACUUAGUGUUUUCAAUGAGAAAAACACCAGUUGGAUGAAUACUUGGUAUACUGAAGUGGACAAGUUAUUGCAGCUGAGAAUUAGAUACUGCUCUAUAACCAAUAUCAAGAAACGCAUGGAGAGUCUUCAACAGAUGUUUAUGCAGCAAGCAAGUAGCCAUUAAUUAUGGUUUGGGACUGGUGGUGGUGGCAGUCACAGGGCUUCUGUGUAUUCUUCUUCUUCUUCUUCUACAUGUCUUAUUAAUGCAAGUAGCACAUUAAUAACAUUAAACAGUGACCAAGUCAUAAAGAAGCUGUGUAGUCAGGCUAAAGCCAGGAUAGGUAUGUCAUAAAAAAGUAGACCGCAGAAAGGUUUGGCCAGCAUGCAAUAGUUUAUAUUCCAUCAUAUUUGUUUGGCCAGUGAAUAGUCUGUUGUAACUGACUACCUUAUGCCAAUUAUAUAUAAAUAUAUUUACAACUUUUAGCAGUGUAUGUACUAAUUGUUUUCAUUGUACAUAGCCAAUGUUUAUUUAUUGAUACCCAGAACUGGUUAUUUUGUAGUUUUGUAUACUCUACAUAGUAAGUAGAUAGUAUUCUAUUCUCAAUAAACUUAAAAUGUGUGAUAUACUGAAAGAUGUUAUUUAUUGUAAGAAUCAAGAAGGCAGUUCCUAGGCAACAUUUUUUUCUAGACCAAGUUAAUCCUAAAGGCAAUUUAGUAUUCAGCGUAGAUUUUCCAAUUACACUGCAAGAAUGAAACGCUUAAUUUUGUAGGGGGUUCAUAAUUCAAUUUUAUCCUUAGUAAAAGUUACAUUAAUAUUUGAAAAA
Xenopus tropicalis (tropical clawed frog) is the source of this 3678-nucleotide messenger RNA. It is a transcript of the gene nlrp3l, whose product is annotated as NACHT, LRR and PYD domains-containing protein 3 like. Gene Ontology annotation, molecular function: ATP binding; nucleotide binding. Lineage: Eukaryota; Metazoa; Chordata; Amphibia; Anura; Pipidae. The transcript has 7 exons. Gene Ontology annotation, cellular component: canonical inflammasome complex. The coding region runs from base 393 to 3038 and encodes 881 amino acids. Gene Ontology annotation, biological process: regulation of apoptotic process. The record is from RefSeq and is a predicted model, not a curated record.